GUCCCGCAUCUCUCCGUUACAAAGAACAUACUGGCAUCCUCAAGACUAUCCCAACUAUCCCUCCACCUCCGUCCAAUGUCCUCCUCCUCAGCAUCGAACGGCUCCAAGGUCAUCUCACGGACGACGAUGUCCACCGAAGAUGCAAAAUGGACCACCCUCAAAAAACUCAAAUGGGUCGACGCGAAAGGAAAAGAACGGGCCUGGGAAUCCGCCGAACGGUCAACCCGGAAAUCCUCCGGUGUCGACGCGGUGGCAAUCAUGGCUAUCAUCCGCCGCCCCGGCGAGCCCGAUGGCUUACUACUCGGAAAACAGUACCGGCCACCGACGGAGAAGAUUUGUAUUGAGGCUCCGGCGGGGUUGGUUGAUGAGGGCGAAUCGCCCGAGGAAACGGCGAUUAGGGAGUUGAAAGAGGAGACGGGCUACAUUGGUACUGUGAGGGAGAGUAGUUGUUUGAUAUUCAAUGAUCCAGGCUUCACAAACACCAACAUGAAACUGGUAUUCGUCGAUAUCGACAUGUCCGACCCCCGAAACAAAAACCCUCAGCCGGAGCUCGAGGAAGGUGAAAUCAUUGAGACAUUUACGCUUCCUCUUGAUAACCUUUAUGAGGAGUUGAAGAGGUUGGAGAGUGAGGGGUUUGGUGUUGAUGCGAGAUUGGGAUCGUGGGCGUUGGGGUUGAAGGCUGCUCAGGAGUUUGUUAAGUUGAAGGGUGCCUUGUGAGAAUGCGGUCGAACAUGAAGAGGGCGGUGAUGUCUAUACAAGUAGCGUUGACGACAACUGACAUCAGAGGUAUUAUGCUAUACGUUUGGAGUGUAAGAUAGAGUGAAUAUGACAAGGGUCACGAAGAUGUUAGACAGUCUUAUACACCGUCCUCCCUCC
Molecule: messenger RNA, 876 nt
Organism: Saitoella complicata NRRL Y-17804
Lineage: Eukaryota; Fungi; Ascomycota; Saitoellomycetes; Saitoellales; Saitoellaceae
Exons: 4
Coding region: 76-717 (213 amino acids)
Biological process (GO): ribose phosphate metabolic process; nucleoside phosphate metabolic process
Cellular component (GO): nucleus; cytosol
Molecular function (GO): ADP-ribose diphosphatase activity
Source: RefSeq, a predicted model, not a curated record